CCUUGGAUAUAACCGUGAAGAGCUAAAGAAAGAGACAACAAGUGGAGAGGAAACGCUGCAUUUCACCAGGAUGCCCAGGAGAUGUGUCUCACUUCUGCUGCUGCUACAGCUCAGUUGCUGCUUCAGCUCUGGGAGUUGUGGGAAGGUGCUGGUGUGGCCUAUGGACUACAGCCACUGGAUGAAUAUGAAGACAAUCCUGGAUGCACUUGUGCAGCGAGGCCAUGCAGUAACUGUUCUGAGAUCUUCUGCUUCUAUUUUAAUUGAUAGCAACGAUGAAUCAGGAAUUAAAUUUGAAACUUUCCACACAUCUUACACUAAAGAUGAAGGUACUGUCUUAAAUGGGAUUAAUACACUUAUAAACGAUGUGUCAAGAGAUGCAUAUUGGGAAUAUUUCCCACUACUGCAAAAAUUAUUCUUUGAUUAUUCUGAUGUUUAUGAAAAUAUCUGCAAAGACUUGGUUUUGAACAAGAAAAUCAUGACGAAGCUACAGGAUUCAAAGUUUGAUGUUGUUCUUGCAGACUCAAUUGCUCCCUGUGGUGAGCUGCUGGCUGAGCUACUGAACAGACCCCUUGUGUACAGUCUCCGCUUCACUCCUGGCUACACCUAUGAGAAGUAUAGUGGAGGACUUCUGUUUCCUCCUUCCUAUGUGCCUGUUAUUAUGUCAGACUUAACUGGACAAUUUACAUUCAUGGACAGGGUAAAAAACAUGCUAUUUAUGCUUUAUUUUGACUUUUGGUUCCAAACCUUUAAUGUGAAGAGGUGGGAUCAGUUUUACAGUGAAGUUCUAGGAAGACCCAUUACAAUAUCUAAGCUAAUGGGGAAAGCUGAAAUAUGGCUUAUACGAAGCUAUUGGGAUUUGGAGUUUCCUCGCCCACUAUUGCCUAAUUUUUAUUUUGUUGGAGGGCUUCAUUGCAAACCUGCCCAACCUCUACCCAAGGAGAUGGAAGACUUUGUGCAGAGCUCUGGGCAAGAGGGAGUGGUGGUGUUUUCCCUGGGGUCCAUGGUCAGCAACAUGACGGAAGAAAGGACCAAUGUGAUUGCAUCAGCACUUGCCCAGCUGCCACAAAAGGUUAUUUGGAGAUUUGAUGGCAAGAAACCGGAUACCUUAGGACCUAAUACCCAGCUCUAUCAGUGGAUCCCUCAGAACGACCUCCUUGGUCAUCCAAAAACCAAAGCUUUUGUAACUCAUGGUGGAGCCAAUGGCAUCUAUGAGGCCAUCCACCAUGGCAUCCCUAUGGUGGGCCUUCCUUUGUUUGGGGAGCAACAUGAUAACCUUGCCCACAUGAGGGCCAAGGGAGCAGCUGUUAGAUUGGACUGGAAAACAAUGUCAAGUUCAGAUUUGAUCGAUGCCUUGAAGACAGUCAUUCAUGAUCCUUCCUAUAAAGAGAAUGUCAUGAAGUUAUCAAGAAUUCACCACGAUCAGCCCAUGAAGCCGCUGGAUCGAGCAGUCUUCUGGAUCGAGUACGUCAUGCGCCACAAAGGAGCCAAACACCUUCGGGUUGCAGCCCACGACCUCACCUGGUACCAGUACCACUCUCUGGACGUGAUUGGGUUCCUGCUGGCUUGUGUGACAAUCAUUAUCUACCUUGUUAUAAAAUUUUGCUUGCUUGUUUAUCAACGGCUUGUUAUGAAAGGAAAGAAGAGAAAGCAAGAUUAGAGCUGUUUCAGACCUAAGGCUAGCAGCCCUGCUAUGUGACAUCAUGCCAUUAACUCGACCAUUAAGGAUGCAUGUUUGUCAAGACUGUCCUGCACAGUUUAAGAGGUCUGUGCCUCCAGAUUCAUCGAAAUAUUUAUUCUUGACUAAGUAUUAAGGAAAUACACCAUUCUAACUUUAGAUAUAUUGAGAUACUUUGAUUUUAGUGCUGAAUUAUUAACUUAUUUUAAUAACAUUCAAAAAAUGAGACUCACUGGAGCAUCAGACAGUUGCUUUCAAAGGAGUUGUCAAGUUUCGUGUCUGUUUUUAGAAACAUCAUCUACUCAAACACCAUGCAUUAUCACUUGCCAAAGGAAACUAUAGUCAGAUUUUGUUGUAGGAGGCAAGACAGAUUAUAUCCUGACUUCUUCACUUGGAAGAGUGACUCCAUGAUAAACUGUACUCAACUUCAACUAGGACAGAGUGACUGAUUUUCAAAAGACCUAAAAAGAGAAUAUGAUAGUGAAGGAGAACAACAAAGGGAUCACUCAAAAUUAUCUAAAUGGAAAAUUACAGAAGAAUGAAGUGGAAAAUUACCAUAAAAUCAUAAAUGAUUUGGUAAGGUGGGCUAGACAAUGCAAAGUCUGCAAUUUAGUAGGAUUUAGUUUUCUUUAGCAAAGAGUCAGCAUGCAUUUUAGGUUUACCUUUAAGGCUCUAACUCAUGAGCUAUUUCAGGUGGAUAACAGGCUAAACUUGAUGAAGUCUCUUACCAUUUGUUUUGGCAAAGUUUUUAUGUACAUGAAGUUUACUGUUCAUUUUUUCAUAAAACACAUAGCAUGUCAUCCUGUAAUCUUUUUGUUUAGUUUCAAAAUUUUGGAUUGCUCUAACUAUGCCUACUGAGUGUCUGCAAUAUCCUAAAAUAUUUGGUUAGGAACAAGAAACACAUUUUCCAUAUGAGGCUUUGAACAUUCUUGAGCUACAAUUUUCCCUUUAUUUAAAGAUCCUCUCUGCCUUAGAUAGUAACUUGGAAUAUCAAAGUAGGGUCUGGUUACCUUUAGUUUGGGAUGGUAACCCAGAGCCAGCAAGUUUGUCCCAUAUAUUUAUAAUUUAUAGCUAAAAGUUUUCUCAUCUCCUACAAUAAAUCUCUAGUUUCUCUCAAUUUAAAAAAAAAAAAGAUUUACUUUAGUUUAUUUGAAAGACACAUUUGCAGAUAGAAUGACAGGAAUAGACUGAGAGAGAGAGAGAGAGAGAGAGAGAUCUCCAUCCACUGGUUCAUUGCCCAAAUGGCUGAAAUAGCUAGAAUUGGGCCAGAACAGAGCCAGGAGACAGGAGCUUCUUCUCGAUCUUCCACAUGGUGCAAGGGCUCAAGUCCUUGAGUGAUCUUUCACUGAUUUCUGAGGUUCAUUUGCAGGGAGCAGGAUCAGAAGUGGAGCAGCCCAAACUAGACAUCCCAUUUGGGAUGUCACCCUUCCAACUUAACUUGCUAUGCAACAAUAAUGGCCAGAGACCUCUCAUUUAUAGCCACACUUUCAAGACAAAUAUUUUCAAGUGCUUUAAUACCGGAGAUACUGUGGAAAUGAAAACCGGAAGUUUAUAUUAUUUUCCCAUAGUCUUCCUUUCUUGUAUGUAGGGAAUAAUAGUGAAAUAAAUAGUCAAAUAUGUGCAGCAAUUUUUAAAUCCUAUUCUGGAAAUAGCAGUUUAAAUGACAAAAGUAUCUCCACAUCUUGACUUUGCUAAGUACAGCCUUUGGACAACAGAACACAGUUUGCAAAUAAAACAGGGAAAACAGAAAUCCAGCUAAGGUAGUGGCUUUGCCUUAAAAGAGAUAUAGUUAAAUAGAUUGAAAAAAGUCAUACCAUUUUUAAAUAUAGAAAAGAGUUUUACAAAACUCUUUUAGACAAUAUUAUACUCAGAAUAUUUUAAUUAACCUUUGAAUAUUUAAUCAAACCACUGAAAAGCAAAAAGUUAGGGCAGAUUUUGUAGCCAUUGGUUUAAGCUGCCACUUGAGAUACCUGCAUCACAUAUUGGAGUCCCAGUUCAAGUGCCAGCUGCCGUGUUUCUAAUGAAGCUUCCUGGAUGCAUUCUGAGAUACAGCAAAUGACAGCUCAAGUGCUUGGGUCCCUGUCUCUCACUGUGAAACUCAGAUGGAGUUCUAGGCUUCUGGCUUUAGUCUGGUUGAGCCCUGGAUGCUGUGGGCACAUGUGGAUGGAAGAUUUCAGUACAUUUUCUGUUACUUUCAAGUUAAUGAAAUUAAAUAAGCCUUAAGAAAUAAAAGUGUGCCAUAGAAUAGUAAAAUAUGAGAAACGGAAAAGUGAUUCAUUAGCACUGUUUAGUUACUUUGCUGUGUUUUUUAAAAGGAGGAGGGCAAUACAAUGCUAUACAUAUCCAUUAUUCUGAGUCAAUAAAGAUGCUCUACAUGCACCAGUAAAAUACAAUUUCUAUUUCUCUUUUCUUCAUGUAACUGAAAAUUCAUUAGUGACCUUGUCGAAGUAGGUAGGUCUUAUUUACAAUUGUUACAGUAAGGUAUAUAAAUCUAUGCUCCUCAUGAAUAAUAAAUGCAUUGUUGCAUCUGUUUUAAUUGUAAGAAUUCUUUUCAUUUAUCUCAAAAUGUAUACACAUAGUAUAAGAAAAUAUGUACACAUGAAGGAACACUUGGCAAAGAAAUAUUAAAAACUCACUAUAAAAUGAA
Molecule: messenger RNA, 4322 nt
Organism: Lepus europaeus (European hare)
Lineage: Eukaryota; Metazoa; Chordata; Mammalia; Lagomorpha; Leporidae
Product: UDP-glucuronosyltransferase 2B16-like
Exons: 6
Coding region: 71-1657 (528 amino acids)
Molecular function (GO): UDP-glycosyltransferase activity
Source: RefSeq, a predicted model, not a curated record